AUGGCCCUGCUCCCACCGGACUCGACGCACCAGUUCACGGUGUCGAACACGGUCUUCGAGGUCCCCAAGCGCUACUCGCUGAUCCGCAGCGUCGGGAACGGCAGCUACGGCGUCGUCAUCUCCGCCGUGGACAGCGACACGAAGUGCAAGGUGGCCAUCAAGAAGAUUCCGCGCGCGUUCGACGACGUCGUCGACGCGAAGCGGAUAUCAGGGCAGCAAAAGGGUGAUUCAACGCGGAUCCUGCGGGAGAUCACGCUGCUGCGGCAGAUGGACCACGAGAACAUCGUGAACAUCAUCAACAUCCUGCCCCCCACCGACGGCGAGUGGACGGACCUCUACAUCGUCUCCGAGCUCAUGGAGACGGACCUGCACCGCAUCAUCUACUCGAAGCAGGCGCUGUCGACGGACCACUGCCAGUACUUCGUCUACCAGAUCCUGCGGGCGCUCAAGUACAUGCACAGCGCCAACGUCAUGCACCGGGACCUGAAGCCGUCGAACCUGCUCCUGAACAGCAACUGCGACCUCAAGGUCUGCGACCUCGGCCUCGCGCGCGGCGUCGAGCCCGAGCAGCGGCCGGGCGACCUCACGGAGUACGUCGUCACGCGGUGGUACCGCGCGCCGGAGAUCAUGCUCGCCUGCACGGAGUACGCCAAGGCCAUCGACGUCUGGAGCACGGGCUGCAUCUUCGCGGAGUUGCUGGAAAGGCAGGCCGUCUUCCCCGGCGACGACUACAUCGACCAGAUCCGCAAGAUCAUCGCGAAAUUGGGCAAGCCCGGGGCGGCGGACUUGGACUUCGUGACGUCGGAGAAGGCGCGGCGCUUCAUUUUGGACCUGCCGGAGACGCCCGGCGCGGACCCGGACCGCGUGACGGCCGCGUUCCGAUCGGCGUUCCCGGGCUGCCCCGACGACGCGGCGCUGGACCUGCUGCGCCUCAUGCUGGUGUUUAACCCGCGGAAGCGCGCGUCCGUCGAGGAGUCGCUGGCGCACCCCUUCAUGGCGUCGCUGCACAUGGAGAGCGACGAGCCCUGCGCGGACUUUUCGGCCGUGCUCGACUUCGAGAAGCAGACGCUGGACCGCGACUCGCUGCGCCAGCUCGCCUGGGGCGAGAUGCUCCACUACAACCCC
Aureococcus anophagefferens is the source of this 1125-nucleotide messenger RNA. RefSeq lists its product as hypothetical. The annotation marks the transcript as partial. NCBI's taxonomy places the organism in Eukaryota, Pelagophyceae, Pelagomonadales, Pelagomonadaceae. The record is from RefSeq and is a predicted model, not a curated record. Gene Ontology annotation, molecular function: protein serine/threonine kinase activity; ATP binding. Gene Ontology annotation, cellular component: nucleus; cytoplasm. The transcript is spliced from 3 exons. Gene Ontology annotation, biological process: intracellular signal transduction; protein phosphorylation.